GUCUCCGCCACUGCGCAAGUGCGGAAGCGCCUUCCGGCGUGGCUUUGGGCUCGCUGGGCUCGCGGUUGGUGUUAGGUCCUACCUAGAAGGGCUUCUUAGUUUAUCAUUCGGGGCUCGCGGCUGUGCAGGCACAGCAGCUGCACAAAAAAGAUGGGAGAGGAGGCCAAUGAUGACAAAAAGCCAACAACUAAAUUUGAAUUAGAGCGAGAGACAGAACUUCGCUUUGAGGUGGAGGCAUCUCAGUCAGUUCAGUUGGAGCUGCUGGCUGGCAUGGCAGAAAUCUUUGGCACAGAGCUGACCCGAAACAAGAAAUUCACCUUUGAUGCUGGUGCGAAGGUGGCUGUUUUCACUUGGCAUGGUUGUUCUCUACAGCUGAGUGGCCGCACCGAGGUGGCAUAUGUCUCCAAGGACACCCCUAUGUUGCUUUACCUCAACACACAUACAGCCUUGGAGCAGAUGCGGAGGCAGGCGGAGAAGGAAGAAGAGCGAGGCCCCCGGGUGAUGGUAGUGGGCCCCACUGAUGUGGGCAAGUCCACAGUAUGCCGUCUGCUGCUCAACUAUGCAGUGCGUUUGGGCCGCCGACCCACUUACGUGGAGCUGGAUGUGGGCCAGGGCUCUGUGUCUAUCCCUGGUACCAUGGGGGCCCUCUACAUUGAGCGGCCAGCAGAUGUCGAAGAGGGAUUCUCUAUCCAAGCCCCUUUGGUAUAUCAUUUUGGCUCAACCACUCCUGGCACCAACAUCAAGCUUUAUAAUAAGAUUACAUCUCGUUUAGCAGAUGUGUUCAACCAAAGAUGUGAAGUGAACCGAAGGGCUUCUGUUAGUGGCUGUGUCAUUAACACCUGUGGCUGGGUCAAGGGCUCUGGUUACCAGGCCUUGGUGCAUGCAGCCUCAGCCUUUGAAGUGGAUGUGGUUGUGGUUCUGGAUCAAGAACGACUGUACAAUGAACUGAAACGGGACCUCCCUCACUUUGUGCGCACUGUGCUGCUCCCUAAAUCAGGGGGUGUGGUGGAGCGCUCCAAGGACUUCCGGCGGGAAUGUAGGGAUGAGCGUAUCCGUGAGUAUUUCUAUGGAUUCCGGGGCUGUUUCUAUCCCCAUGCCUUCAAUGUCAAGUUUUCAGAUGUGAAAAUCUACAAAGUGGGGGCACCUACCAUCCCAGACUCCUGUUUGCCUUUGGGCAUGUCUCAGGAAGACAAUCAGCUCAAGCUAGUACCUGUCACCCCUGGCCGAGAUAUGGUACACCACCUCCUGAGUGUUAGCACUGCUGAGGGCACAGAGGAGAACCUUUCUGAGACUAGUGUGGCUGGCUUCAUCGUGGUGACCAGUGUGGACCUGGAACAUCAGGUGUUUACCGUUCUCUCUCCAGCCCCCCGCCCACUGCCUAAGAACUUCCUUCUCAUCAUGGAUAUCCGGUUCAUGGAUCUACGCUACGGCUCCAAGGCUCGCGCCCGCUCUUUCCUCUUCAUCCUGGGCCUUUGGCAGGAGCAUCGCCCCACACUGGCUCUUCCAGACCCGACGAGCGCCGCCGAGCGGGAGCGCGCGGAGCAGGGCGGGCGUGGAGCGUGCGGGGGCCGCGCGCUGCUUCUCAGAGGCCGGACGGCACUGCUGGGAGGCGGCAGCGACGACGACGGCGGCGGUGACGGGAACCGCGCCGGGGGUGAGUAUCGGGGACACCGGCCCCUGCGGAACCGGAAGUGCAGGGCCAGUGAGAUGGGAGGGGAGAGUGACCUCUAG
This is a messenger RNA of Pteropus alecto (black flying fox), 1731 nucleotides long. It is a transcript of the gene CLP1, whose product is annotated as cleavage and polyadenylation factor I subunit 1. Gene Ontology annotation, molecular function: polynucleotide 5'-hydroxyl-kinase activity. The transcript is spliced from 5 exons. The record is from RefSeq and is a predicted model, not a curated record. Lineage: Eukaryota; Metazoa; Chordata; Mammalia; Chiroptera; Pteropodidae. The coding region runs from base 151 to 1731 and encodes 526 amino acids. Gene Ontology annotation, biological process: tRNA splicing, via endonucleolytic cleavage and ligation. Gene Ontology annotation, cellular component: nucleus; mRNA cleavage factor complex.